Messenger RNA from Haplochromis burtoni (Burton's mouthbrooder), 4488 nucleotides. RefSeq names its product MIB E3 ubiquitin protein ligase 1 (gene mib1). Bases 677 to 3796 code for a protein of 1039 amino acids. The record is from RefSeq and is a predicted model, not a curated record. Gene Ontology annotation, molecular function: zinc ion binding; ubiquitin-protein transferase activity; protein binding. NCBI's taxonomy places the organism in Eukaryota, Metazoa, Chordata, Actinopteri, Cichliformes, Cichlidae. Gene Ontology annotation, biological process: protein ubiquitination. Gene Ontology annotation, cellular component: cytoplasm. The transcript has 22 exons.
UUUCCAAGCCUCGCGUCUUCGUGCUUUAUCGUCCAGCUCCGGAGCUAGUUGUUGCUUGUCUGAGCGGUGAUUGACUAUAAUGGCGACGCGAUUAUUCUGAGAGUAGUCUAUGGCACCGUCUCUAGCUGAUAAAGGAUACAUGUCGGAGGGUUUUUUCCGCAUCGCAGACUAUAAUAAUAAGGACAAGCAACAUCGAAAAGGAACACAUUCACUCCAGCCACAGGGAGCCAGGAGAGCUUUAUCCUGCUAGCUGCGAUAGCUAGCAACUCGCUCACUAGCCUGCUAAGUUGAAGAGGUGGGAUUCAAGUGUGUGGACUGGAGGAGAGGGACUGGCAGUUUGCUGAGUACUGAGAUCUAUCUGCUCUAGCUGUUGGCUACUUUGGGGUAUUAACUUCCACACUGCCAGAGGCAACACUUGGACGCCACUGGCUCGAGGUUGAUGCUAGCUUGUUGUAAUAGUUUUUGGGAGAGGAUCCAGAAUCCUUCUUGGGCAGCUAACUACAGCUACACACAGCUAACAGGCUAGCUUUGUGGAUUGUUCCAGUCGCCUUCCUGUUAGGACUUGCUCUCGCUUGCGUUUGGAAACUCUCUACCAGUGCACACAUAGUUGGCUAGCAAAGAGUGCUAGCUCGGUAACUUUUAAGGAUUGUUGUACCUUUGCGACAUCUUUUCUUAAAUGACCACCGGCAGGAAUAACCGAGCCAUGAUGGAAGGAGUUGGAGCAAGAGUGGUUCGCGGACCUGACUGGAAGUGGGGGAAGCAGGAUGGAGGAGAGGGACAUGUCGGCACCGUUAGGAGUUUUGAAAGUCCAGAGGAGGUGGUGGUUGUCUGGGAUAACGGGACGGCUGCCAACUACCGUUGUUCUGGAGCUUAUGACGUGAGGAUAUUAGACAGUGCUCCAACAGGCAUCAAGCAUGAUGGAACCAUGUGUGACACCUGCCGUCAACAGCCCAUCAUUGGUAUUCGCUGGAAAUGUGCAGAGUGCACCAAUUACGACCUCUGCACAACCUGUUACCAUGGAGACAAGCAUCACCUGAGACACCGGUUCUACAGGAUCACCACCCCAGGCAGCGAGAGAGUACUUUUGGAGUCACGUCGCAAGUCAAAGAAAAUCACAGCCAGAGGAAUCUUUGCUGGUGGUCGGGUUGUGAGAGGAGUCGACUGGCAGUGGGAAGACCAGGAUGGAGGGAAUGGGAGGAGAGGAAAGGUAACAGAGAUCCAGGACUGGAGUGCGGCCAGCCCUCACAGCGCUGCCUACGUACUGUGGGACAACGGGGCCAAGAACCUGUACAGAGUUGGCUUUGAGGGAAUGUCGGACCUCAAAUGUGUCCAGGAUGCCAAAGGAGGGACAUUUUACAGAGACCACUGUCCGGUUUUAGGUGAACAGAAUGGCAACAGAAAUCCUGGUGGCCUUCAGAUUGGGGACCUGGUAAACAUUGAUCUGGAUCUCGAGAUUGUACAGUCCCUCCAGCAUGGACACGGAGGGUGGACUGACGGCAUGUUUGAGACGCUCACCACCACCGGCACAGUGUGCGGCAUCGAUGAGGAUCACGACAUUGUGGUUCAGUACCCCAGCGGGAACAGAUGGACGUUCAACCCAGCAGUGCUGACAAAGGCUAACGUAGUGCGCAGUGGCGAAGUCGCAGCUGGUGCAGAGGGAGGCACUUCCCAGUUCCAUGUGGGAGACCUGGUCCAGAUCUGCUACGACAUUGACCGCAUCAAGUUACUACAAAGAGGCCAUGGAGAAUGGGCUGAGGCGAUGCUGCCUACCCUGGGCAAGGUAGGCCGUGUGCAGCAGAUCUACUCUGACAGUGACCUUAAGGUCGAGGUUUGUGGGACAUCUUGGACGUACAACCCUGCUGCCGUCACCAAGAUCGCCCCUUCCGGCUCCGCUGUCAGCAACGCCUCUGGAGAACGCCUGUCUCAGUUAUUGAAGAAACUAUUUGAGACACAAGAGUCUGGGGACAUCAAUGAGGAGCUGGUCAAGGCAGCAGCCAAUGGAGACUUGGCCAAAGUGGAGGACAUUCUUAAGAGACCUGAUGUGGAUGUGAACGGGCAGUGUGCUGGACACACCGCUAUGCAGGCAGCCAGUCAGAACGGUCACGUGGAUGUCCUAAAGCUGCUUCUUAAACACAAUGUGGACCUGGAGGCUGAGGAUAAAGAUGGAGACCGAGCAGUGCACCACGCAGCUUUUGGUGAUGAAGGCUCUGUCAUUGAAGUGCUGCACAGGGGCGGUGCAGACCUGAAUGCCAGGAACAAACGAAGGCAGACUCCAUUACACAUAGCUGUCAACAAGGGCCAUCUACAGGUGGUUAAAACCCUUUUGGACUUCGGCUGCCACCCUAGCCUUCAGGAUUCAGAGGGUGACACACCUCUUCACGAUGCCAUUAGUAAGAAGAGAGAUGAUAUGCUGUCAGUGCUGCUGGAGGCGGGUGCUGACGUCACCAUCACCAACAACAACGGGUUCAAUGCUUUGCAUCACGCCGCCCUGAGAGGAAACCCCAGUGCCAUGCGUGUGCUGUUAUCCAAACUGCCGAGGCCUUGGAUCGUAGACGAGAAGAAGGACGACGGUUAUACUGCACUGCACCUGGCCGCCCUCAACAACCACGUGGAGGUGGCUGAGCUUUUGGUGCACCAGGGCAACGCCAGCUUAGACAUUCAGAAUGUCAACCAGCAGACUGCAUUACACUUGGCAGUGGAGCGCCAGCACACCCAGAUAGUUCGGUUGCUGGUGCGGGCAGAGGCCAAGCUCGACGUGCAGGACAAGGAUGGGGACACGCCGCUUCACGAGGCACUGCGUCACCACACGCUGUCCCAAUUGCGGCAGCUCCAAGAUAUGCAAGAUGUCAGCAAAGUGGAGCCCUGGGAACCUUCCAAGAACACGUUAAUCAUGGGCUUGGGCACCCAGGGGGCAGAGAAGAAGAGCGCAGCAUCCAUCGCCUGCUUCCUGGCAGCUAAUGGAGCAGACUUGACCAUUCGUAACAAAAAGGGCCAGUCCCCUCUAGACCUGUGUCCGGACCCCAGCCUCUGCAAGGCUUUGGCCAAAUGCCACAAAGAAAAGAGCAGCGGCCAGGUGGGCACCCGCAGCCCGUCUCUGAACAGCAACAUCGAGUCACUGGAGGAGUGUAUGGUGUGUUCGGACAUGAAGAGAGACACUCUUUUUGGGCCCUGCGGACACAUCGCCACCUGCUCCCUCUGCUCGCCUCGUGUCAAGAAGUGUCUCAUCUGCAAAGAACAAGUGCAGUCGAGAACUAAGAUCGAGGAGUGUGUAGUCUGCUCCGAUAAAAAGGCAGCGGUGUUAUUCCAGCCCUGUGGCCACAUGUGCGCUUGUGAGAACUGUGCCAGCCUCAUGAAGAAGUGCGUACAGUGCCGGGCUGUGGUGGAACGCCGCACCCCCUUCGUACUUUGCUGUGGAGGGAAAGGUAUGGAGGAUGAUGCCGCUGAUGAUGAUGAUGAUGAUGAUGAUGAUGAUGAUGACCUUACAGGGAGCUCUAACAGUAUGGCAGGGGGAUCCCAGGAUCUUCUCCAGCCCAACAAUCUGGCAUUAAGUUGGUCCAGCGGAAACAUCCCAGCCCUGCAGAAAGACAAGGCGAACACCAACGUCAACGCUGACGUGCAGAAGCUACAACAACAGCUCCAAGACAUCAAGGAACAGACCAUGUGUCCGGUGUGCCUGGACCGGCUGAAGAACAUGAUCUUCAUGUGCGGCCACGGAACCUGCCAGCUGUGCGGGGAUCGAAUGAGCGAGUGUCCCAUCUGCCGCAAGGCCAUCGAACGCCGCAUACUCCUCUACUAGACCCGCCGACGAACUCUCUUUGCUUCUCUUAAAGCCCACGCUGAACACGCUCGCCACGCGGCAACCACACCUGCUGCUGCUGCUGCCUCCAUCCUCACAGCCACCCGCGUCAGCCAGGCACAUCUAAUUCUGUCCCACAAACGCUUUCUCAGUGGGUCGAUUGCGUUCAGGUGGAAUUCCUGUUACAAAACAAGGAAAAUCGAUGAAUUGACUGAAGUUAAUUGUGCUGUCCUGUCGCCGUCAGUGCAGCCAGAAAGAAAGACGCCUGUUUCAGAGACUUCAUCCUUUUCCCUCCCACCCCCCCAUCUCCCUUUUUUGUGUUGUUUCCAUUUAUUCUCUCAACAUUUCAAACAGUUGUCCCGUCUCGAGUCUGAAGUUCAGAAUCAGAGUUUUGGAUGUGAUCACUUUGGGGGGUAUCAGCUGAGUGAGAAGCGUGGAGGCGACGAAGGCGGCCUGUUACCGUUUGAUAUAAAGUUCUCAUUCAUCUGUUUGCAGUCCAGUGCCCACUGCAGGCAGAUUUUAUUGUAUUUGUAAACCUUUUUUCAAGUGUAUUUGUAUUGGAAGCUCCUUCGUUUAUCACGACAGUAUGGCAGUAUGGUUGCAGCUUUGGCUAUUGCAACGCUCUGCUCACCGACUGUCCCUGCUCUUAAAAACCAAAUGUUGGCAGUUUUUGCACUAGAAAAGCAGGGUUU